AUGCGUCACUCACAAGAUACAAUUAUAACAAAAACAAGUGAUAAUCCAAAAGAAUUUACUCAUAUCACAUUUAUUCCCGAUUUAAAACAAUUUCAAAUGGAUAAAUUCGAUGAUGAUCUUGUUGCAUUAUUUAAACGACGUGCUUAUGAUAUAGCUGUAUCAACUGAUUGUAAAGUAACACUUAAUGGCAAACGAAUACCAAUCAAAAAUAUGAAAGAUUACAUGUUAAUGUACAUCGAAACAACAGAAAAAGAAAUUGUUUAUAAAAAAGUAAAUGAUCGUUGGGAAAUUGGUCUUGCUUAA
Molecule: messenger RNA, 303 nt
Organism: Rotaria sp. Silwood2
Lineage: Eukaryota; Metazoa; Rotifera; Eurotatoria; Philodinida; Philodinidae
Source: the annotation of a GenBank genome assembly